This is a messenger RNA of Drosophila ficusphila, 1964 nucleotides long. Its product is annotated as PHD finger protein 7. Gene Ontology annotation, cellular component: nucleus. The transcript has 2 exons. The coding region runs from base 165 to 1691 and encodes 508 amino acids. Lineage: Eukaryota; Metazoa; Arthropoda; Insecta; Diptera; Drosophilidae. The record is from RefSeq and is a predicted model, not a curated record.
UCUUAAUCAGCUAAAUAAUUUUUAGCUAACCGAUUUAUUUAUAGUUGUUCUUUGCUUAUCGAUACCAAUUAUUAAUGUCAAUCGUCCAAGCGCGCUUUUCGAUCAAUUCCGAAGACUUUUUUUUAAGUAAAUCAUACAAUAACUAUUACUGCCUUUUUUUUUAAAUGGGGAACAACCAGGAACUUGUUUGCGAUAUAUGCGGCUUCGACACCAGUGACCCGCUGCUUUACGGUGAUUGGAUGACCCGUAAUCAAGUGCGGGUGCACUAUUAUUGCCUGCUUUGCUCGACAAACUUACCCCAGCGUGGCGGCGAUUCAGCCGGCAUUCUUGGCUUCCUUCUGGUCGAUAUACGUCGAGAGGCAGCUGCCGCCAAGAAGAGGAGGUGCACCUACUGCCAGAAGAUGCAGGCCAGUGUCCAGUGCAGAAAUUGUUCGACAAUCUUCCAUUUAAAGUGCGGAAUCGAGAAUCGGUGCACCUUCCAGUUUAUUGGACAGUUCGAUAGCUUUUGCGACAAAUGCACGCCGAUGGAUGACUACAAACGCGAACUAGUGGCCAAUCCGCCCAAAAAGAAGCCCUGCGAUAUCUGUCUCAAUCCCAUUUCUCGUUUUUCGUUAUUCAACGCCGUUUACGGAGACUGCUGUCGCAAAGGAUUUGCCCACAAGAACUGUAUGCGUCGUUAUGCAUUGGCAUCGGGCUAUUAUUUACGCUGCAUCUGGUGCCGAGAUACUAAGUUCCGGGAAACGAUUUGCAUGCAGUCGAUAUUCGUGCCGGAUCGCGAUGCCACGUGGGAGCAGCAGAAGGGCGCAUACCGAGAGCUCCAUGAGCGCACUGUGAGCUGCAACUUGGAAAAUUGCCUUUGCCCCAAUGGCAGAAACUUUAACAGAAACACAUGGUUGUUGUUGACCUGUAAACUAUGCGCCUCCACAGGCGCACAUGCCAAGUGCUUGGCAGGCACUUUUCGCCUGUCCAAGAGAGACGAGCCCAAUGAAUUUAAGUGUACUUUAUGCGAAGAAGUGGAGAACAAAAUCUCAGAAAUCCCGACACAAAAUCUAGAUGCUUCUAUUACUGGCAACGGGAGCCAAGUGGACGUCUCGUUUUACGUGCACAAAUCGGGUCCAAAUAUGCCACCACCUGCUCAAACUGAGAUGCCGAUGUUUUCUGACACGGAGGACGAAGACUCAAUGAGCGCAAAUAGUAGUGUCAUUACUGUUAUAUCCAGCCAAGCCAGAAACAAGGCCAUUCGAAUAUCUCCACAACCAAGUAACGUAUCGGCAGCAGUAGAAUCUGAAGUAAUUGAAAUUCCUGAUUCGCCUAUACCGAACGAAAGCAACGAUAUUUUCAAAAUGGAGCCAUCAGCACCAGUAGAAAUCGAGGUUUCUCAGUUAAACUCUGCUCCAGAUACAGAUCCUCAUACCCUACUGAUGCUUAAGGAAAGCUUUCGAACCAAUGAACCAUACUACUACGUGGUAAUCUACGAAUUCGAGCAGGGCAUACCCAACGGCGACUGCGUGGGAACCUGCACAUUGCGAUUUAACGUCGACGAUCCCCGCAUUCAGGAUACCUCGAAAGAAGCUUUGCAGCGCAUCAAGUUAACUCCAGACGAUAUAUGGUUCCGUGAUAAGGAUCGCGGUGUUUAUGGGCAAAUCGAUAGGUUCAAACAACGGCGUCUGGAUAAUAAAGAGAAAUCCUAAGUUAUCCUAUUUUUCUUUUCAAGGUUAUUAUUAUUGGACAAUUAUUUAUUUAUAUAUAUUUAAGACCAUAAUUGAAUUUUGUUGUUAUAAUUGGUAGACCCAAGAACAUGUUUAUGUUAAGCAUCGAAUGUACAAAUUUUAGUUGAAUUUUAAAUGAAAGGGCUACAGAAAAGCAAUUUUGUAGACAAAAUCUUAGAAUAUACUCAGUUAAAUUUUUUAAUAUAUGUAUAUAGUUAUUCCAGUGAAAAUACAUGCAUGCAGCUAAACCUGAAA